Molecule: messenger RNA, 3456 nt
Organism: Capronia coronata CBS 617.96
Lineage: Eukaryota; Fungi; Ascomycota; Eurotiomycetes; Chaetothyriales; Herpotrichiellaceae
Exons: 1
Coding region: 1-3456 (1151 amino acids)
Biological process (GO): Ras protein signal transduction; positive regulation of GTPase activity
Cellular component (GO): plasma membrane
Molecular function (GO): guanyl-nucleotide exchange factor activity; protein binding
Source: RefSeq, a predicted model, not a curated record
AUGCGCGCCAACCAUACCUCGGGCAUUUAUGUAGCUCCUCUUGGAAUAUGUGAAGAGGAAGUUGAUAAUGUGCAUGGCACAAUGGUUGACAGUCCUGCCCAUGUCGCCAACGGUCCAAGCCCGGCCAUCGUGCUGGACCCAGCCGGUCUCGACGAUGCGUCCUCUCCUCGAUCACGCUUCCACAACUACCUUCGGGCGCUUUAUCCAUUUCAGCCUGCCGCUUCCCACGCCUCGACCACGGUCACCUUGCCUCUGAAUACCGGCGACAUAAUCUUGGUGCACUCUGUCCAUGUCAAUGGCUGGGCCGACGGCACUCUGCUGGAGACGGGCGCCCGCGGCUGGCUGCCUACCAAUUAUUGCGAGGCUUAUGACUAUACUGCCAUGCGCCCGCUUCUUAGGGCGUUGACCGACUUUUGGGAUUUGGUCAGGUGUGGCACCGACCUCAAUCUCAACCUUUUCCUCAACCAGGAUUACAUGAGAGGUCUGGUUGCAGGUGUGCGCGCCUUGUUGGAAAGGUGCGGGUGCCUCACUCGAGACUCAGCCUUGGUCCAGCACCACGACGCGAUCCGGAGGUCUCGCAAGACUCUUUUGUCAGACCUCGCCUCGCUCGUCCGCAGUGCGAAGCUGCUGCAGCAGAAGGUGAUGGUCCAGUUGGACUACAAGGAUGUCGACAUCAGACUAGAUGAUAUGCUCCUGGAGGCCUUCAGGAUCGUGACGCGGGCCGUCCUCUUCUUCGAUGUUUGGAGUGAGCAGACGGCAACUGUAUGUUUCACCCCAAGGCAGUCUCAGGAUGUCGAAGGCCAAGCAAGACUGGAAGGACUGCCAUCGUCACAGGCGAUUAGUAGCACACGACGAAUUGCCCACCCAACUGGCUUGAUUCCUGUCAGCACAAAAGCCAUGGAGGCCUCAGCUCUUUUGCAGCACGACAACCGCGUCUCUACGGAAAAGCCUAGUACGGUGCGCCGGCAAUCUUCCAUGACCCAUCGCAUGUCCUAUGCUCGAGUGCUGAACGAGAAGCACUCCUCGCUCAUCUCAGAAUAUCUGCAUACGUGUUAUGAUGACUUUUUGACCGUCCUCGCGUCAUUUUUGGGUUCUCACAUGCAAUCUCGCUCAUCUUCGGAACUGUUAUCAACAACGCAGAAUGCCGUCCGUUCCUGCCGCCAGCUGUUUGCAAUCGUUGAGACUGUCAUCGAGCGAGAUUACAGCACUUCGCGGCCUUUGAUACAGGCGAAAGACGCCAUGUACUACGCCAUUACUGAAUUGGUGCACGCUGCCCGAGAGGUAUUUCAGCCGGUUCAUUCCGAGGACGGAGAUCUGGUUUGCCCACCAGAAGAGGCUCAUAACCUUUUGCAGGCAGCUACCGCUUGUGUGAGUGCAGCAGGCCGAUGCGUUGCCAGGACCAAGGCCACGCUUGAGGAGAUUGGCGACUUCGAACUCGAGGGUCCUGGGCAGAUUUUGGGAAGGAGUUCUGAUGGAACCAACACUCCAGAGCCCAUUCAUCAUGAGACGAGACCUUUUGCCGCUCCCCCAGCCUCGUUGUCGAAGGUAUCGGCUAAAGAAGUAGCAGAGAGUGUCAGGGAACGACCUCGCAUCUCGAUCUCCCAGGGAAUACUGACUCCGCCACUUUCCAUGAACGCAAUGGGGUCGCCCUCGACUGGAUACGGCAGCGCUCCGCCUACGCCCAAGGAUAACACAAUGCCAAGCUCCGUCCGAUCCUCUGCCUUAGCAUCUCCAUCUUCGCUGCACCAAGAAAGACCCACCGCCUCCUCAGACUCCAAUCGACCCCUGGCUGCGAGUGGAACAUUGAAGCCGUCUGCAAGAGUACACGGUGGAAGUGUCAGCAGCGACAGCAGCUUCGAUCGGCUUCGCAGACGCUCAUAUCCGAGCAAUCUGUCUACCACUUCUACGCGAGUCACUUCAUUCCUUGGUGAAAGGAUCAAGUCCCGAGCAGGCUCGUUAACGGAAUACUCGAAUCUCAAGGGAUAUACCGUGCUUGGUGGGGAUGAAGAAGACGCAGAAACGGAGGUUUUGAUGAACACUUUCGCCCAGGAGCUCGUUUUCAACCGUGAGGGUAUCGUCGUCGGUGGAACUUUGAAUGCACUGGUGGAACGAUUGACGACACCAGAUCCCGUCCCAGAUGUGUCUUUCAUCAACACGAUUUAUCUGACAUUCCGACUGUUCGCGAGACCGGAAGAGUUGGCCCAGGCCUUGUCGUAUCGAUUCGAGUAUGUCGGAUCACACCCGAAAAUCGCCAGUCCCGUUCGACUUCGUGUGUACAAUGUGCUCGAGGGCUGGAUGGAAUUUCAUUGGAGGCACGACUUUGACGACACAGCUCUGCCUGUUAUUGUUGGGUUUGCCAGGGAGCAGCUGACACCAGUGCUUCCGAUGGCGGGAAGGAGGAUUCUCGAAUUGGCUGAUAAGGUUUCGUCCGCCACCAGCCCCAUCGCCCCCAGUUGGGCGCCUGUCAACGGCAAGGCAAACACGUCUUCGGCUGCAUAUCUUGACCAAAAUGCACCCCUGCCGUCCCCCGUCAUAUCCAAGAGUCAGCUCACCGCAUUAAGAGCUUGGAAGAUGGGUGGGAGUAACAUCGGCAUUCUCGAUUUCGACCCUCUGGAGAUUGCUCGUCAGUUCACCCUUAAAGCCUCCAAGACCUUCUGCUCGAUCUUGCCUCAAGAGCUCCUAGCGACUGAAUGGACAAAGCGGACGAGCUCGUUGGCCGUCAAUGUCAGGGCCAUGUCCACGCUCUCGACCGACGUCUCCAAUCUUGUUUCCGAUUCUGUGCUCCAACUGGAUGAGUCCAAGAAGCGGGCCGCUAUGAUCAAGCAUUGGGUAAAGAUUGCGAAUAAGUGCCUGGAUCUGCACAACUAUGAUACGGUUAUGGCUAUCGUAUGCGCCCUGAAUUCGACCAACAUCAAACGCUUGAAAAGAACCUGGGAUUCCGUACCGCAGAAGACAAAAUCCGUGUUGGGCGAGCUGCUUAAAGUGGUGGGCGUUGCAAAAAAUUACUCCAUUCUUCGACAGCGUAUUCAGUCGCACCAGCCUCCGUGUCUUCCGUUCAUAGGGGUCUACUUGACGGACCUGACCAUGGUCGAUACCGCCAGCCCAGCAACACGGCCUUUGGCCACAGAUGCUGGCGAGAUUUCCGUGAUCAACCUCGACAAACACAUCAAAACAGCCAAGAUCAUCUCAGAUCUUCAAAGGUUCCAGAUCCCGUACAGACUCUGCGAGGUCCCUGAGCUUCAAACAUGGAUGCAAGACCAACUAAUACGAGUCCGCUCCGCUGGCGAAAAGAGUUUCCAGAUGCAUUAUCGACGAUCCCUGAUUUUGGAACCGAGGGAGCCGAACAGAAGUCCAAAUCCGGAAGCCUCGCACGCCAGUAAAGAGCGGGAAAAGUUUGACUUCUUGCACUGGACGCAUCUACUCCAGAAGGAGAAGUCUGUCCCCGUCUCAGGUUGA